AACAGGUUGAAGACAUAAAUAAAUGUUCCGGACAAAUGGAACAAUUGAAUUUGGUGGAGAAUUCAAAGGAAAGUAAGACACCGUCUAAAAAGGGCAAAACCACAGAUACUUUAAAUUUACGAAAGAAACCUACAGUGAAAAGCCGCAUUCGUGAACUAAUUUUAGAAGCGAGAAAGGCAAAGAAAAUGUCAGGUAAAGAAGAUAAAAAUGUUGACAUAUUUGAUGCAGCCUUGCUUAGUGUACAAUCACCAACGAAGCCCAGCAUUUCACGUAAAAAUUCCCGGCUAGUUGCUGAAUCUCCCAUCAGAACACCAUUCAGGGAACAGAAUCGUGUAUCAAGAGCUAUACUUCGGGCAUCUCUUAUCGGAAAGUCUGUAGAAAAUUGAUUGGAGCG
Papilio machaon (common yellow swallowtail) is the source of this 394-nucleotide messenger RNA. RefSeq lists its product as uncharacterized. Lineage: Eukaryota; Metazoa; Arthropoda; Insecta; Lepidoptera; Papilionidae. The transcript is spliced from 3 exons. The record is from RefSeq and is a predicted model, not a curated record. The coding region runs from base 36 to 386 and encodes 116 amino acids.